Molecule: messenger RNA, 2007 nt
Organism: Puma concolor (puma)
Lineage: Eukaryota; Metazoa; Chordata; Mammalia; Carnivora; Felidae
Source: RefSeq, a predicted model, not a curated record
AUGGCGUUUAAUAGACGACUCACUCUCAGAGACUCCCGGUGGGCGCUGUCAGUGUUUGAGGAGGACCAGGGUCCUCGGAGAAUCGGAAGACUGUUGUCGUUACAGGAAUUACUGACACUGGAGGACGUGGCUGUGGACUUCUCCCGGGAGGAGUGGCAGCUCCUGGCCCCCGCCCAGAAGGACCUGUACCGGGAUGUGAUGUUGGAGAACUACAGGAACCUGGUGUCAGUGGGGUGUCAAGCUACCAAACGAGAUGCACUCUCUGUGUUGGAACACAGAGACGAAGCAUGGAUGAAAGCAGAGGAUGAAAUCCAGGGUAGAACCCGUGCAGGAAUUGGGAAGGUUGACAGUCAUCUGCAAGAGCACUCUCAAAACCACAGAUUUCUGAAGAGCCUUCAACAAUAUGGAGAACAGAGCGCAUUUAGAAAUGCUGUUCACCUGAGCAAAAUACAUUUUGCCUUAACGCAGAAUCAUGUGUUUGACUUAUGUAGAAAAGCUUUGAAAUCAAGUUUAAGUUUAGUUAACCAGAAGAGAAGAUAUGAAAUAGAGAAAGCCGAUGACUUUAAUGGAGACGAGAAAUCUUUUCUACGUGGUAAUCAUGAAUGUUUGUAUACUGGAAUUGAAUUCCCUGAAUGUGCGAAACACAUCAGCACCAAAUUCCAAGUCUUUAAGCAUCAGAGGACUCCUAACACGGAGAACUCCCAGGCAUGCAUCGAAGGUGAGAAAACGUGCAUCAGGAAGUCCCGGCUCCUUUACCGUGAGGGCGGUCACAGAGGAGAGAAGCCCCACGGGUAUGAUCCGUGUGGGAGAUCCUUCUCCAGAAAUGUCAUGUUCACUAAGCAUCAGAAAACUGCACCAGACAGAGUCUGUAUAGCCAACGACUGCAGAAGAGGCGCUAGUGCGAAGAGCAGCCUCGCUGUGCCUCGGCAAACCCAUACGGCAGAGAAGUCCUACACGUGUGGUGAGUGUGGAAAAGGCUUCACCAUGAAGCGCUAUCUGAUCGCACAUCAGCGAACUCACAGUGGAGAGAAACCUUAUGUCUGUGACGAAUGUGGAAAAGGCUUCACCGUGAAGAGCAACCUCAUUGUGCAUCAGCGAACUCACACAGGGGAGAAACCCUACGUAUGCACCGAAUGUGGAAAAGGCUUCACCAUGAAGCGUUAUCUGGUUGUACAUCAGCGAACUCAUACCGGAGAGAAACCCUAUAUAUGCGGCGAAUGUGGAAAAGGCUUCACUGUGAAGAGUAAUCUCAUUGUGCAUCAGCGAUCUCAUACUGGGGAAAAAUCUUACAUGUGCUCUGAAUGUGGAAAAGGCUUCACCACAAAGCGCACCCUCGUUAUACAUCAGCGAACUCACACAGGAGAGAAAUCUUACCUAUGUAAUGAAUGUGGAAAAGGCUUCACCACAAAGCGCACCCUUAUUAUACAUCAGCGAACUCAUACAGGUGAGAAACCCUAUGAAUGCAGGGAGUGUGGUAAAGCCUUUAGCCAGAAGAUCUGCCUCAUACAACAUGAGAGAUGUCAUACAGGAAAGACUCCCUUUGUGUGUACCGAGUGUGGCAAAUCCUAUUCUCACAAAUACGGUCUCAUUACGCAUCAGAGAAUUCACACGGGGGAGAAACCCUAUGAGUGCAGUGAAUGUGGGAAAGCAUUCACCACAAAGUCAGUACUCAACGUCCAUCAAAGAACUCACACAGGAGAGCGACCCUAUGGAUGCAGCGAUUGUGAGAAAGCCUUCUCCCACUUGUCAAACCUUGUUAAACAUAAGAAAAUGCACACGAGAGAAACGGGUAGAUUCAGUCAGGUUGGAAAUUCCUUUAACACAGAGUCGCGGCUCAUUAUAACGAGUGAACUCGUGCAAAACAAAAGCCCUUUGAAUGUGAUGCCUUCUGUGGCAACCAAGACUUCGUUAAACAUCACUGUUUCCGGCAGAUUGGAAUGUCAUUGUGUCCCUGCCUGUUGUCAUAUGUGUGCCCUGAGGAGAUUAAAGAACUUGUCCAGGAGGUAA